Molecule: messenger RNA, 615 nt
Organism: Linnemannia hyalina
Lineage: Eukaryota; Fungi; Mortierellomycota; Mortierellomycetes; Mortierellales; Mortierellaceae
Source: the annotation of a GenBank genome assembly
AUGUUUCCAAGGAUGCUCAACUGGAAAUCUUUCGGAUGCUAUCCCCCGGUCCAGAAGAUGAAAUCAUUGACGGGAGACAACUGGAUGCAAGUUGCUGCGCACCCAGAGGCGACCGACCUGCAAUAUCUCGAGACGUUACGUAUUAGCAUACCGACAGAGAAAUGGUUCGGUUCCAGCUACGAUUGUCGUCAACUGUUGCAAAGAUGUCGAGCCCUGAAGAACUUGGAUAUACUACCGUUGGGACAAAGUAGUUUUGCUUGGGCAGUUCAGGAAAAGAGAGAUCACGAGGGCAGGAUCAUCGCCAACAAGGGACAGGGAGUGGUAGCAUGGGAAGAGGAUCCUCUACCUCACAGUCUGGUGCCUCUCAAGAACUUUACUAUUGAGGUACAACAAAAACCCCUCAUGGACGAGGUAGACGAUGUUGCCUUCGCCUUCAGUCAAACACCGGCCGCUAUCACGGUCACGACUACAGGAACCGAUACGAAGAUGCGCUGGAUCCAAUCCAAUUCAGACAAGGACGGGUGGAUCUUUCUAUGUGGACUCGACUCGAGAUUCAGGCCAACUUUGCACGUCUGGACCUCCACCCAGAGCUUCUGCCAUGCUGUCGGAAUGUGA